Loxodonta africana (African savanna elephant) is the source of this 1071-nucleotide messenger RNA. Its product is annotated as myeloblastin. Gene Ontology annotation, molecular function: serine-type endopeptidase activity. Gene Ontology annotation, biological process: proteolysis. The record is from RefSeq and is a predicted model, not a curated record. The transcript has 8 exons. Lineage: Eukaryota; Metazoa; Chordata; Mammalia; Proboscidea; Elephantidae.
AUGCACCAUGGGGACUUGGAAGGGGUCCUGGAGCAGAAAAAGGACAUUAGCCGGGAACUGGGGAAAUCCCGACGGUCUGGGGAUGAGCUUGGUUGUGCUGAGCUGCAGUCCGGGCUCACCCCAGCCACUGGACACUUAGGCACGUCCAGCGUAGCUACAGCUACCGGGACCGGUGUGUGUGUGGGUGGGGGCCUCCAUGGGGGCAUGUGUUACUCUGAGGCUGUGACCAUGUUCCCCUUGUCCAGAGACGUCCAGCAUGGGUGCGGUUCUGGCUACCCCCCAAUCCCUGUGAUCCCCAAGGAGGAAGUGGUGAUGCCUGGCCCUGCCGUGGACUCCGCCCUCGCCCUUCUCCUACUGGCCAUGCUGCUGGGCAGUGCAUCCCAGGCAGCUGAGGUCGUGGGUGGGCGGGCUUCGGAGCCCCACUCCAGGCCCUACAUGGUGUCACUGCAGCUGGGGGGGGUCCCCCGUGCCCACUUCUGUGGAGGCACUUUAAUCCACCCGAGAUUCGUGCUGACGGCAGCCCACUGGCUGCAGAACACAUGAGUGAGCAUGGUGCUGGAGGCCCAUGACCUGCAGACCCUCGAGCCUACCCAACAGCGGUUCAUGGUCUUGCGUCUGUUUGAGAACAACUACAACCCAGAGGAGAAGCUCAACGAGGUACUCCUUCUGCAGCUGGACCUCCUGGCCGUUCUCAACGCCCAGGUGGCGGUGGCCCCACUGCCACGACAGGACCAGCCUCUGCCCCAUGGUAUACAGUGCCUGGCCACGGGCUGGGGCCACUGGAGCACCCACAUGCCAGUGCCCCGGGUCCUGCAGGAGCUGAACGUCACUGUGGUCACCUUCCUGUGCCGGCCACACAACAUCUGCACAAUCGUACCCUGCCGCAGUGCCAGCAUCUGCUUCGGUGACUGGCUGUCCCCUCCACCUCCAGGGGGACUCCGGAGGCCCCGUGAUCUGAUUCGGGAAUGUGCUACCCAGCAGUACCCUGACUUUUUCGCCCGGGUCUCCCUCUACGUGGACUGGAUCUGCCCCGUGCUGGCUGAACAGAGUGGGAGCGAGGGUGGCUCCUGA